Molecule: messenger RNA, 2181 nt
Organism: Mangifera indica (mango)
Lineage: Eukaryota; Viridiplantae; Streptophyta; Magnoliopsida; Sapindales; Anacardiaceae
Product: WRKY transcription factor 1-like
Exons: 5
Coding region: 474-1970 (498 amino acids)
Biological process (GO): regulation of DNA-templated transcription
Molecular function (GO): DNA-binding transcription factor activity; sequence-specific DNA binding
Source: RefSeq, a predicted model, not a curated record
UGUGUGACGAGAAUAAUCACGCGAAAAUGAUCGGCUCAAGUCCCUUCAGAACAAGAGGACCAUCAACCGUAGAUUCCUUUACUGUUCCUCCCCACAGCAAACUAUUUCCCGUCGUUUCUCUUCUUCUUCAAGUUCGUUUAUGGAUUAGACUUUGUAACUUCCAAUCCUCUCUUCCCCUUAUUACAAUUAACUAGGCAAAAACAACUCCUUUAUCGUUGACUCAUCACUCAUCGCUCGAAUCUCGAGCCGGUGAGAUCUGUGGCUGAGAUCGAGUUAAUAAGUCAACGCUUUUACGUGUAAUUGGAGCACAUGAUCAUAAUUUUGCUAGGGUUGUGCUGCUUUCUCUCAACUCGAAACUAAAGCUGUUCAAAUCUGCAGAAUCCGCCCUCAUGUUUUUCCAGUGUGAAUUCACAAGCAACACCUUGGGUCUAUCAGAAAUGUUUUCUUACUGAAAUACAAAUCCACAAGUUGACAUGGUUUCCCCAGGAGACGGUAUACUGCAUGAAGUUGCCUCUGAAAAAUUGCCACAUGGACAAAUUCCUGAUAGUGGAAAUCGUGCAUUGCAACAGAUCCCUGUUAGUGGAAUUAAUGCAUCGCAAUCUGUUCAAGAGGGUUGCAGUCCCUCAAUGACACCAAAGAAAGAAUCACCGAAUUCUAGUACCAGUCGUUUACUGCAAUCAGAUCAAGAAGGAGGCGUUUCUGGGAAAGCAUCAGAGACUACUGAGAUCCUCCACGCAUCUCAAUCUGGCGUGGAAGGGAAUACUCCUUCAAUAAUACGCGAGAAAGUGUCAGAGGAUGGAUAUAACUGGCGAAAGUAUGGGCAAAAAAUUGUCAGAGGAAAUGAAUUCAUUCGAAGCUAUUACAAAUGCACGCAUCCUAAGUGCCAAGUUAAAAAGCAGUUGGAUUGUACCCAUGAUGGGAAGCUUAUAGACACUAUUUACUUAGGCCAGCAUGAUCAUCCAAAGGUUCCAAACUUUCCACAAGCUGUGGGACUUGUUGUGACAAUUGUUGAAGAGAAUCCAGAUGAUUCUUCUUCGAAUGUUGCCAAAGACAAGUCAUCUGAAGCACAUGGCCAGACUCCUCAUCGGAUUGAGCCUGCAGAUAAUCCUCAUCGUUCAGUUGUUGCAGCAAGUGAUGAUUUGAAAAAUACACUUUUGCAGUCAAGCAGGACAAAAGAUGAGGUUGAUAAUGAUGAUAGACCAGGAUCAAAGCGCCGGAAAAAGGAAAAUCUUGAUACCAGUCCUAUUCCAGUGGAUAAACCAUCUGGUGAACAACGUGUUAUUCAAACUUUUAGUGAUGUUGAUAUUUUGAACGAUGGGUUCCGCUGGCGUAAAUAUGGACAGAAACUAGUGAAAGGCAAUCCAAAUCCAAGGAAUUACUACAGGUGCUCAAGUUCUGGAUGCCCGGUGAAGAAACAUGUAGAAAGAGCAUCUCACAAUUCUAAAAUGGUUAUCACAACUUAUGAGGGACAGCAUAACCAUGAUGCCCCACCGUCAAGGACUGUCACUCAUAAUAUAGUAGGCACAAAUGUUCAAGCAACAACUUCUGAUGGGGUAUCUGAGACAAAAUUAGAAAAAAAUAAUGCUGACUGCCCAGAUAGGGCCAUCGAUUCUAGUUUAGGUCAGAGCAAGUCAAAUGAGCAACUAAAUGAUGAAUCAAGAACAAAAUCUGAAGUAACCGGUGGUGGUGGUGCAGAGAUGGUUGAUGGCUCUAGUUUGGGUCCUGAAAGCAAGUUAGAUAGGCAAGAGAAUUGCAAGUCGGAAGCCAUUAGGCAAGAAGUCAAUAAUGUUAAUUCACACCGCAGAGCUAUAUUGUCAAAUGACCGAGUAGAUGAAGAGUCAGAGGCUAAAUCAGAAGAAAAUGGUACUGCAUCCCACGAUACAAUUGAUCAUGUCAAUCCAUGCCCAGAGAAUAAAUUUAGUGAGCAGGAACAAACAACCAAACCAGAAGCCGAGUCUGUAAGAAGCUGAACCCAAGUUGGUGAUGUUUCAACAAUAAAUAAUUAUUCCAGUUUAACAUGAAUUAUUACACUGUUUAGAUUGGGUGAAUGCCAGUAGUGUGUAAAACUAUUUGUAAAUAUAAAAUUUAAGGGGGUAGAUUUUCUUACUGUUAGAAGUAUUUGAUGUAAAAAUAUUUUAAUCAACAUUAGUUGCUAGCUAAAAGAAAGGUUGUUUGUGAUGA